AUGGCUGAAAUAAGAAGAAAGCUCGUGAUUGUAGGAGAUGGUGCUUGCGGUAAAACAUGUCUUCUGAUUGUCUUCUCUAGGGGAACAUUCCCCGAGCUAUACGUUCCCACCGUUUUCGAAAACUAUGUUGCAGAUGUUGAGGUUGACGGUAAAAAUGUUGAAUUAGCUCUCUGGGAUACGGCAGGCCAAGAGGAUUAUGAUCGUCUUCGUCCUCUUUCUUAUCCAGAUUCCCAUGUUAUCCUUAUUUGUUUCUCUAUCGAUUCUCCUGAUUCAUUAGACAACGUCCAAGAAAAGUGGAUUUCGGAAGUACUUCAUUUCUGUCAAGGCCUUCCUAUUUUACUUGUUGCAUGCAAGAAAGAUUUAAGAAACGAUCCAGCAAAAAUUGAGGAGUUAAGAAAGACUUCACAAAGACCAGUGACCACUGAAGAGGGCUUGGGUGUUGCACAGAAAAUUGGAGCUUAUAAGUAUCUGGAGUGUUCAGCCAAAACAGGAGAAGGAGUUCGCGAAGUAUUCGAACAUGCGACUCGUGCAGCUUUAAUGAUGAACAAGCCUUCUGGCAAAAAGAAGAAGAAAUGCCUCAUCUUAUAA
Messenger RNA from Mycotypha africana, 588 nucleotides. RefSeq names its product Rho1 GTP-binding protein. The record is from RefSeq and is a predicted model, not a curated record. The transcript is spliced from 5 exons. Gene Ontology annotation, molecular function: GTP binding; GTPase activity. Lineage: Eukaryota; Fungi; Mucoromycota; Mucoromycetes; Mucorales; Mycotyphaceae. Bases 1 to 588 code for a protein of 195 amino acids. Gene Ontology annotation, biological process: small GTPase-mediated signal transduction.